GCUUUCCCCCCUCCCCUCCCCUCCCCUGCCCUGCCCUGCCCCCGAGGACGAGCCGACUCCACACGGCAGCAGGGGGCGAUGUCGAUCCUCUACGCGGUGGUGGCGCGGGGCUCCACGGUGCUGGCGGAGCACGGCGCCGCCUCCACCAACGCCAGCUCCGUCGCGCGCCAGGUGCUCGACCGCCUCCCCGACGGCGGCGCCGACAGCCACGUCUCCUACACGCAGGACCGAUACGUAUUCCACGCCAAGCGCACCGACGGCAUCACCGCGCUAUGCAUGGCAGACGACGCUGCAGGAAGACGUAUCCCGUUUGCGUUCCUUGAGGACAUCCAUGGAAGGUUUGUCAAGACGUAUGGCCGCGCUGCGCUGACCGCUCUUGCUUAUGCGAUGAACGAUGAGUUCUCGAGGGUCCUCGGCCAGCAGAUGGAUUACUAUUCAAAUGACCCUAGUUCCGACAGGAUAAAUCGAAUGAGAACUGAAAUCAGUCAGGUUAGGAAUGUCAUGAUUGAUAAUAUUGAUAAAGUCCUUGAAAGGGGUGAUCGUUUGGACCUAUUGGUGGACAAGACUACAACUAUGCAAGGAAAUACAGUUCGGUUUAAGCGACAAGCUCGUCGCUACAGAAGCACUGUUUGGUGGAGAAAUGUCAAACUCACGGCUGCUUUGAUUCUGCUUCUCUUGGUAAUUAUAUACAUCGUCCUCUUCUUCAUGUGCAAUGGCUUCACGUUGCCGACCUGCAUCCGGUAAUUACCAUCUGGUGUUGUGCUUGUGUGUGCACGACCUGUCUCCCUUGCCCAGGAGAGCGACUGUUGCAGCACCAUUGCAACCAGUUGCGUUGCAGAAAUUAUUUUUUGUGUGUAGAGAAAGGACACCUGCUAUUUAUUCUGUAAUUGUGACACUUGGAUUGUGAAGAAUAUUGAAAAUGGAGUGCGGCCGAUUUGGGUUGA
This is a messenger RNA of Lolium perenne, 944 nucleotides long. RefSeq names its product vesicle-associated membrane protein 711. Gene Ontology annotation, cellular component: membrane. The record is from RefSeq and is a predicted model, not a curated record. Gene Ontology annotation, biological process: vesicle-mediated transport. NCBI's taxonomy places the organism in Eukaryota, Viridiplantae, Streptophyta, Magnoliopsida, Poales, Poaceae.